Metopolophium dirhodum (rose-grain aphid) is the source of this 2551-nucleotide messenger RNA. It is a transcript of the gene CCAP-R, whose product is annotated as cardioacceleratory peptide receptor. The transcript is spliced from 14 exons. Gene Ontology annotation, biological process: G protein-coupled receptor signaling pathway. Gene Ontology annotation, cellular component: membrane. The coding region runs from base 957 to 2174 and encodes 405 amino acids. The record is from RefSeq and is a predicted model, not a curated record. Lineage: Eukaryota; Metazoa; Arthropoda; Insecta; Hemiptera; Aphididae. Gene Ontology annotation, molecular function: vasopressin receptor activity.
CGCGUGCGUUCGGUAGCAAUCGGGUCCAGUCGUUCCUUCCGUGCGGCGUGCCGGCGGAUCACGUGUGUGUGCUCACCGCCGAAAGUCCCGCAGAGGUAGCUUACUCAUCGGUCGGAGUGAGUGGAUUUCGUGGUGCGGUUCGUUUUUUUAUUUUUUUUGGCGGUUAAUAUUUUCUCUCGUUCAAAUCGCGUUUUAUGAUAUUCGACCGCCGUCGGUUAUCGUUUAAUUCGGUUAUCAAAUAUAAUAUAUAUUAUAAAAAAAAAAAACACUACACACCAGUGCAAUAAUAUUAUACGCGUUCCGUUUGAGCUGCAGAGCUGCGUGGUCGGUCGAGUCUUAACGGACAUCAUCAUUCGCGCCCUGCGCAAAAAUAUAAAAUUUACAAAAAGCUGGUUCGAAGGACUGUUCUGGCAAAGUUCGUGUCAGAAGUGAAUAAUAUCGCACUCUCGAGAAAACUAGAGAGUCUUGUCGCUUGAGAUUUCGAAGGUGCAAAAUCCGAAAACCGGUGAAAAAAUAACGGGUGCAUACUGGACAUACUGGACAAAUAUUGCAUUUCGUGAUUAUCCAGAAGAUGGUCCAGAUACAUUUCACGGCCAAGAAUAUUUAAUCAAAUAUAUUUAUGGUGUUAUGAUUUUUAAUAAAUAAAAUCAGUAUACGUUGGCUUCUCAAAUCGUCAGAUUCCGAUAGCUGCAGCAGAAAUAAACAAUAUUCAAGGAUCAAAUCAUUGCAAAAAAGAAAUGCAUCAGUCGCUGGAAUACAACGUGGGAAAUGGCAGGCGGUGGUCGGUCGAUCCACACAGUGGACAAGCCGAUAACUUGGGCCAAUCGUCUUGGUAAACGACAGCGACGAGUGACGACGAAACAACCGUGACGAUAGAGAGUACAGUUCUCAGAUAAUUAGCAAACAAAACUUAAUAUAAUAAUAUAUUAACCAAAGUCGAGACCUGUGAACUCGACAUGGAGACCGUCACCGUUGCCGAAGAAGAACUGACCACUAUGAAGUACGUCAACGCGUCGAAAGAGUUUACGGUCGAGGAGAUAAACUCAUUUUUUUUUUACGAAACUAUCCAGUUCACAGUCUUGUGGAUAUUGUUCCUGUCGAUCGUACUUGGUAACGGAGCCGUACUGGUGGCCCUGUCGUUCAAUAAGGCCCGCAAGAACCGAAUGAACUUUUUUAUCAUGCACCUGGCACUGGCUGACUUGUUGGUAGGACUGGUGAGUGUUAUGAUCGACAUGAUAUGGAGAACAACCGUCACCUGGUCAGCCGGUCCAAUUGCUUGCAAAGUCGUCAAAUACUUACAGGUGGUCGUCACGUAUUCGUCUACGUACGUCCUGGUCGCACUCAGCAUCGACAGAUACGACGCCAUCACGCACCCGAUGAACUUUUCCAGUAGCUGGCGUCGGGCCAGAGCAUUGAUCGGAUGCGCUUGGAUUUUGAGUUUCGUUUUCGCCGUACCCAGCGUAUUUAUUAACGAAGAGACGAUAAUAGAAGGUCGCACCCAGUGUUGGAUCGAAAUGUCGCCUUGGCAAUGGAAACUGUACAUAAGCAUAGUGGCGACGACGGUGUUCGUCGUGCCGGCAAUAGUCAUCAGCGGAUGUUACGCCAUUAUCGUGUACACGAUUUGGUCCAAAAGCAAACUCCUGUCACCGGCCAAAAAUAACACGCUACAACGCGGCACCAAAAAGCCCGAAGAGCACGACAUCAGAAGGUCCAGUUCACGAGGCAUCAUACCGAAAGCGAAAAUCAAGACCGUAAAAAUGACAUUCGUUAUUGUGUUUGUGUUCAUCCUGUGCUGGAGCCCAUACAUAGUGUUCGACCUGCUACAAGUGUACGGCUACAUACCGAAAACGCAAUCGAGCGUGGCCCUGGCAACGUUCAUACAGAGCCUGGCGCCGCUCAAUUCCGCCGCCAACCCCAUCAUAUACUGCUUGUUCUCCACUCACAUCUGCAGAUCUCUCAGGCAAGUGCCGCCGUUCAGAUGGUUGUUGUGUUGCCGAAACGGAACACAAGAGCAACUGAGCUACACGGAAACACUAACAUCGUCUAAUCGACAGGUGAACACGUCUCUGCUGCGGAAUGCCACCGUGCACGUGCACUCGGUGGUCAGGGCUCCUGUGUUAGACCGCAUGGGCAUAUCGACGGAGAAGAACAGCUACGCCGAUUCGCUGCUUUAAGAAGGCCGGCACGGCGCACUCCAUAUGCACCCCACGACGUAUUACUAUUAUUAUUAUUAUUAUUAUAAUGAUUAAUAAUAUUAUAUUAUACGAGUAAAUUAUAAGAACAUAUUAUUAUUAUUAUUAUUAAUAUUCUGUCCCCCAUCCCUUUGUGCGAACGCGUCAUUAUUAUAAACUAUACAGCCAUUAUAAUAUUACAAUAUACAUUUCUAUAUAAUUAUUAAAACAUUAUUACAUUAUUAUUAUUACUAAAAUAAUUACUAUUACUACCUAUUAUUAUUAUUACUAUUAUAAAUAUUAAUUAUAACUAUACGACCAUAAACGUUAAGUUAUAUUCUGUCGACUGACUUCGUCCCUAAAAAUACAAUAUUAUUAUG